Messenger RNA from Halteromyces radiatus, 1126 nucleotides. RefSeq names its product CRAL-TRIO domain-containing protein. Gene Ontology annotation, molecular function: lipid binding. Bases 32 to 907 code for a protein of 291 amino acids. The transcript has 5 exons. Lineage: Eukaryota; Fungi; Mucoromycota; Mucoromycetes; Mucorales; Cunninghamellaceae. The record is from RefSeq and is a predicted model, not a curated record.
AUUUUUUUCUUUUUUUACCUUUAUCUCAGAAAUGACUAAUCAGUUUGUAAAGGAAUUCAAACCAGCAGAAAAAGAAGGGGUUAUUCAACUUAAACAAGAUUUACCCGCUAUAUUAAAAGAAGCUUUUGGUUCGGAAGAUACUUAUACAUUAUGGGGUGUUACUUUGGAUAAAGAAUCUACCGAUGAACGUUUGGAUGUUAUCUUAGUCAAGUUUAUACGUGCCUGUUCACUCUCUUUUCCUGAAGCACGCAAGAUGCUUGUUAAUACUUUAAAGUGGCGUAAGGAAUUCAAAGCCGAUGAAUUAUUAACUGAAACCUUUGAUCAAGAUUUGUAUGGUUCUAUUGGUUAUUUACAUGGCAAAGAUAAGAAAGGUCGUCCUGUUUGUUACAAUUUUUAUGGUGAUAUUGAUCAAGAAACUGUCUUUAAAGAUGUUCAAACAUUCAUACGCUGGCGAUUGCAACUUAUGGAAAAGUCUGUUCAAUUGGUCGAUUUUAUUAAUGUGGAUGCUACUAUUCAAGUCCAUGAUUAUCGUGGUGCAUCCAUGUUUGGUCGUACAGCUAAUGCCAAAGCUGCUACUAAAGAACUUAUCAAACUUUUACAAGACAAUUAUCCAGAAUUCUUGGCUAUCAAAUUCUUUGUGAAUGUACCUUGGUGGGGAAGCAAGAUCUUCAAUUUGAUUAAACCCUUGUUACCUGAAGCUACCAUCAAGAAAUUUGUUGUAUGCUCAAACUCUGAAAUGAUGACCUCAUUGACGAAGAUAAUUGAUCAGGACCAACUACCAAAGGUAUACACGGGCGAUACCGAAUUCAAACAAGGAAGUGUCACUGCUGCCAUUCAUGCAGCUCGACAACAAGAAGCAAAGACUGAUGAAACAUUGGAAACGACAACAGCCGCAUCUGCGACCUGAUAAUACCGUUAUUUACUGGACAACAACUGGAUUCUUUUUUUUCUUUUUUAGUUUCGACUCUCCCCACUCUUCUUUUCUUAUUCUUUAUUAUUACUACUACUAUUAUUACAUAUAUCUACAACUUACUUUUUAUCUUUUUCUUUCUUAUUUUUUAUUAUUAUUAGGACUAUUUACAUUACAUAUUAAUCAAAUAAAUAAAAACAUUUCUUUACACAAUUA